Molecule: messenger RNA, 2784 nt
Organism: Fusarium oxysporum Fo47
Lineage: Eukaryota; Fungi; Ascomycota; Sordariomycetes; Hypocreales; Nectriaceae
Product: bacterial alpha-L-rhamnosidase-domain-containing protein
Exons: 2
Coding region: 1-2784 (927 amino acids)
Biological process (GO): carbohydrate metabolic process
Source: RefSeq, a predicted model, not a curated record
AUGGACACCAAAAGUACUAGCGCCCUGGUCACGGACGUACGUUUCGAGCACCAUCGACCUCAAUACACCUUGGGGCAGGAUAACCCUAGGCCUAGGAUCUCUUGGCGAAUUUCCAGUUGUCAAGAUACUCCUUUCUCUCAGUCAGAAUACGAAAUUGAAGUCUACCUUAUUCUUCCAACCCCUCAAUUGUCUGGUGGCAGAGCUGCCACGGACAUCCGCGUCUUAUUAGUCGCAGCCAGAUCAAAGUCUUCGAAGACACAGCUGGUCCCUUGGCCUUGUGAGGCUGAUCUGAAGCCAAGGGAUAGAGUUUCGGUACGUGUGAGAGCCAGGUCAGCAACUCACCAAGUUACUGCUUGGAGUGAUGAAGCUGUAUACGAGCUUGGUCUAAGCACAAGAGACGAAUGGCAUUGUUCAAGAAUCACCUCGGCGCAACUUGCAGAGUCCACCGCCUCAUCGCAGCGGGAGCAAGUUUUUCGCAAGAGUUUCACGAUUCGGUCAGAUGCAACAAUAGCACGCGCUCGGCUAUACGUGGUUGUGCAGGGCGUUUACACGGCUGAGGUCAAUGGCUAUAAAGUCAGCCACGACUUGUUAGCUCCCGGUUGGACGGUAUACGACAAUCGUAUACGUUAUCAAACCUACGAUAUAAAGCAUCUACUGGUAUCAUCUGCUCAAAGUUGUGUCGGAUUCCGUCUCGCUGAUGGGUGGUUUUGUGGCCGGUUAGGAUUCUUUGGCGGACGACGACGUCGGUGGGGCUCUUAUCCGUCUCUGAUGGCCCAAUUAGAGAUUAUAUACAGCGAUGGAGCUUCUGAGUCAGUGUGUUCUGAUUCUAGCUGGUUCUCACAGCCUGGCCCUGCUUUAAAGGCGGAGAUUUAUGACGGAGAAAAGUACGACGCCAACUCCAAGAUCUGCAGAUGGUCAGAGGACCUUUCCAAGGCGAAUUCCGUCUUUAUGAGCUCCGGUUGGGAACGAGUCGCAGUAUUAGAGCCUUUGCCUAGCUCAGUCAACAUCACAGCAGGCUUUUCAGAACCAGUUCGCCCUAUUCAGGCUCUGGCACCUGUUGAUCUAAUCACAACUCCGAAGGGCAAGAAGGUUAUCGAUUUUGGCCAGAAUCUUGUCGGAUUUGUGAGACUUAAGGAUAUAUCAGGACCCAAAGAUAGCCUGAUCUCACUGAGACAUGCCGAAGUGCUCGAGGAUGGUGAACUAGGUCUCCGACCACUCCGUAUCUGUGAAGCCAUGGACCAAUAUGUAUUUGAUGGUGGUCCUGCGACCUCGUGGGAGCCUACCUUCACUUACCAUGGCUUCCGCUACUGCCAGAUUGAUGGCUUAUCUGAGACAUUUAAUAUCCUAGGCUCUAUCGAAGCUAUCGUCUGCCAUAGUGAUAUGGAGUUGACAGGGUUCUUUACUUGCUCGGAGCCAAGGCUGAACAAGCUCCACGACAACUCACUUUGGAGCAUGAAAGGGAACUUCUUUUCAAUACCGACUGAUUGUCCUCAGCGCGACGAACGGCUGGGAUGGACUGGCGAUAUUGCUCAAUUUGCCCCAACCGCUGUAAAGCUCUUUAAUUGUGUUGGCUUUUUGAAGGACUGGAUGGUCGAUGUUGGACAUGAUCAGUCCAGACGCAACGGCGUCCCACCCUAUGUAACACCUGACAUUCUAGGAGAUGCCGGAAUUUGGAGCCUCAUCCUGCCAGUUGCCAUCUGGCAUGAUGUCGUCAUUCUUGUGCCUUGGGCUUUGUACGAAGCUUCAGGGGAUGUGGACAUCCUUCAAGAAAACUAUGACAACAUGAAGAGAUGGAUUAAGUCCAUUCCUCGGGACGAAGAUGGCAAGCAGAUGCUCUGGAAUAGAACCUCUUUCCAACUAGGUGACUGGCUUGACCCCACUGCACCGCCUGACCAACCCAUGGACGGCCAGACAGAUCCUUUGCUGGUUGCUGACGCAUUCUUGGUCCAUUCACUUGACUUGAUGGUAUCCAUUGCCACCGUUCUCAACCGGGAAGAAGAUGCCCAGGCGUUUGCUCAAGAGUCGACUACCUGCCGCCGGCAGUUCAGUUCCGAAUACAUCUGCCCUAGUGGCCGUAUGAGCUCCGAUUCUCAAACAGCCUACACGUUGGCCAUAGUGUUUGAUCUGUUGCCAAGUGAUGAGCAGGUAUCAUUUGCUGGGCGGCGGCUCGCCACAAUCGUGCGCCGUAACAACUUCAAAAUUGGCACUGGGUUUGCUGGCACCCCAUACCUUUGUGAGGCACUCAUGCGUGCUGGCCAUGGCUCUGUGGCAUAUGCAACCUUGCUCUGUGAAGAAUGCCCUUCAUGGCUUUAUCCCCUUACAGUUGGGGCUACGACUAUGUGGGAGCGGUGGGAUAGCAUGCUGCCUGGUGGCAAGGUGAAUCCAGGAGAGAUGACGUCUUUCAAUCACUACUGCUUUGGCUCCGUCGUCUCUUUUCUCCACGAAAGGCUCGGGGGCCUUCAGCGUGUCGAACCAGGUUGGAAACGGUUUCGCUUUGCUCCCCAGCCUGGAGGCGGUAUAACGUCAGCACAUGUAAAGCAAUUGACUCCUUAUGGAUGGGUUUCAGGCCAAUGGAAGGUCGAAGACGGGGGCCUGAAAGCUGAGUUGGACAUUCCAAACAUGACGGAAGCAGAAGUUGUGCUGCCAUUUGCUGCAGGAGACACAACAGUCGUACUAGGCGGUGGCCACUGGUCAUUUGUAGGCGAGUAUCGUGACCGUAUGUUAUGGCCGGUCGAAGCCAUCGCAGCCUUUCCCAGUCUUGAACCUCCAGAUAGGCAGAAGUGA